Molecule: messenger RNA, 4088 nt
Organism: Oncorhynchus keta (chum salmon)
Lineage: Eukaryota; Metazoa; Chordata; Actinopteri; Salmoniformes; Salmonidae
Product: gamma-aminobutyric acid type B receptor subunit 2-like
Exons: 21
Coding region: 146-2938 (930 amino acids)
Biological process (GO): gamma-aminobutyric acid signaling pathway; G protein-coupled receptor signaling pathway
Cellular component (GO): membrane; G protein-coupled receptor heterodimeric complex
Molecular function (GO): G protein-coupled GABA receptor activity
Source: RefSeq, a predicted model, not a curated record
AAAGGCUUGCACCAGCAGACCAGGCUGCUCUUCAGCACUGUCCUGGAGGUGUGGGAACCCCUGGAGCCUGCAGCAGGCCUGGACAGCCUCACUGUCAGUAGGAACAUACCUGCUAUCUGGGUACUGCUCUCCAGAGACCCCCUGGAUGCCAGUCUGCCUGGAUACCAGGCUCCAGGGAACUUUGAUGCCCUGUGGGCACAGGCUGCCAAGGAGGAUGCAGGGGUGGCUGGUGGACAGAGACAUGGGGGCAGGAGGAAGAGGGGAGGUGGUGGUGGCAGGGGUAAGGGACCAGGAGGCCCUGUCAGACAGACUGAUCGAUCCAGAGAGCCAGGAAAAGGCCAGAGUCGUGGUUCGCCACUCUCUGCCAGUCUUGUGGAUCAUGCCGCUGACAGACAACCCAGGGCGGGGAAACCUUACGGCGUCCGUGUUGCCGGCUGUCCAGCUCGCUCUAGACGACCUGAGCAGGCAGCAGACUCCUCUAAGAAACUAUGAGAUCAAUUUUCACGUCAUAGAUUCAGAGUGUAAUAUUGCCAAAGGACUUAAAGCCUACUUUGAUGCCAUAUGCUUUGGGCCAAAAUACUUAAUGAUCUUUGGAGGUGUGUGUCCAUCAGUCACAUCCGUCAUUGCUGAAUCACUACAGGGGUGGAACCUUGUACAGCUGUCUUUUGCUGCAACAACGCCUGUUUUAGAUGAUGAGAAAAAAUAUCCCAACUUCUUCCGAAUGGUCACCUCGGACAACACAGUCAAUCAGGCUGUUGUGAAGAUCCUACAGAACUACAAGUGGAGACGUGUAGGGACGCUGACCCAGGAUGUACAGAGGAUCUCAGAGAUAAGGAGAGAUCUGACUAAACAACUGAGCAAGGCUGAUGUUAUGGUUGCUGUAACUGAAAGCCUGUCCACUGACCCAUGUAUCAAUGUAAAGAAAUUGAAGGAUAUGGAUGUAACGAUCAUUAUUGGGUUGUUUGACGAGAAUUCAGCCUCCAAAGUAUUUUGCUGUGCUUACAGCCUGAACAUGUUUGGCGGGAGAUAUCAGUGGAUCCUCCCUGGCGGUUACCAGGGGAGCUGGUGGGAGGAGGCCGACUCCUCCAACUGUGCUUCAAACAACCUGCUGACCGCAAUGGAAGGCUACAUCACUGUGGACUUCACACACCUCAGUAACAGACAGAUAAAAGGCAUCUCAGGAAGGACCCCAGAAGAGUAUGACGAGACUUACAACAGAGAGCUGCUGCAGAGAGGGUUGGUUGCCAGCAAGUUCCAUGGGUUUGCCUAUGAUGGAGUUUGGGUGAUGGUGAAAGCAUUGACCAGGGUCAUUGAGUCUGUUCGUCACAGAGAGAGAUAUGACAUCCACCGGAACUUCACAGUCAGCAGCAAGGAGAUUGGACAAAUGGUCCUUGAUUCCAUGAAGGAGAUUUGCUUUGAGGGUGUAACUGGUCAAGUUAUGUUUAGAAAUGGGGAACGCAUGGGAACUAUUAAAUUAAGCCAAUUUCAAGAGGGCCGGGAGGUUAAGAUAGGCCAGUAUAAUGCUGAAGCAGAAGAAUUAGAACUCAACCACUUAAUCAAGUUUCAAGGCAUGCAGCCGCCUAAAGACCGGGCACACUCCCAGCGGUGGGAUGUCAGUGUUCCCCUCUACAUCAUCUUGUUAUCCACCACUGGCCUGGCCAUGCUCAUGGCACUCUUCUUCCUCUUCUUCCACAUCAAGCAUCACAACCAUUGGGUCAUGAAGAAGUCCAGUCCGUCCAUGAACUACCUCAUUAUCCUGGGUACGAUGCUGGCCUGUACCUCCGUCUUCCUCUGUGGGCUGGAUGGAUCCCUUGUGACUGACAAAGUGUUUGUUCUGCUUUGCCCCAUUCGCACAUAUAUUCUUUCUGUAGGAUACACCACAACCUUUGGGGCAUUGUUUGCGAAAACUUGGAGAGUCUGGACAAUUGUCAAAUAUAAGGAGAUAAUUGAAAAGAUCAUUAAGGAUGACCAACUAUGGAUAAUUGUCGGGGGAAUGCUGCUAAUCGAUCUGUGUCUGUUAACCUGCUGGCAGAUGGUGGAUCCACUCAGACGAACAGUGGAAGAGUUCAGCCAAGAGUCUUUCCUUUUUGUGGUGUUUCAGACUGCUCCUGGUGGUGAAGAUGUUAAUACAAGGCACUUCCUGGAGCACUGUGAAAGUACAAACCUGACUAAAUGGCUCGCCAUUGUAUAUGGCUACAAAGGGCUUCUAAUGUUUCUUGGAUGUUUCCUGGCCUUGAGAACAAGGCAUGCACAUAUCCAUCUCCUCGAUGACAGCAAGUACACAAGGCUGAGCAUGUACCACGUGACCGUCAUGUCUAUCAUUGGAGCAUCAGGGUGCUUCCUGACCCAGUAUAACCCUAAUGUGCAGCUCUUCAUCAUGGCUUUGGUGGUGAUCUCCUGCUGUACCUGCACUCUGUGUCUGGUGUUCCUGCCCAAGCUUGUAAAAAUCCGAGACAAUCCCAACCAAGUGGAUCCAACUAACUGGUUACAAUGUGAUCUUAACAAGGAGGAUUCGGAGACCUCCAGUUCCUCUAGCAGUCUCAAUCGGGGCAGAUCUCUUGAAAGCCUGCGGACUGAAAACCAGCAUCUCCGGAGGAGAAUCACAGAGAUUGGUGACCAGUUGGAGGAUGUCGCCAUGCAAGUACUAGAGGAAGAGCUGAGUCCCCCCAGUCCACAGGGCCAUGAAGUGAGACUGAGAGCCCAGGUGUGCUCUGAGGAUGUGCCCAGGAUGAACAGGGAACUCUUUGAUGACAUCAACUCACCUGAACACAUCCAACGAAGACGGUCCGUGCAGCUGCCAAUUCUUCACCACGCCUACAUGCCAGCCAUUGGGGGAAUGAGUGCCAGCUGUUCCAGCCUUCUGAGAAGUCCAGAUGUCCCCAGUGCCCAACAGAGACAUAUGCCACCAUCGCAUCGGGUCAUGGUCACCGGGCUGUGACUGUAUUUCCCUGACAAUACGCUGGAAAAGUUAGAAUAUUCAUUGAACUGCCUCUGGUUCCACUGGCAGCUGGAAGUCAGAUGACCUUCCUUUACUUGGACUGCCACAGCAUCAUUCACAUCUGAAGUCAUGUUCAUGUCCAGACAACUUCUACAUACAAUGUGGUGCUGACUAAAGUUGUGUGGUAAAUUACAAUAGCUGCUUUCUUUAUGGAUUUUUAGUAGAUUGAUUGCAGUGCAACUCAUAGAAGUGGUCUCCUGAUGGAAAAACAAAACAUGUUGGCCGUUCCCCCUGUUUCCCAACAUGGGAGUAUCCUGUAUUGCAGCAGGAUACUGGCAGUGACUGUAUUUGCACUCUUGGUAACUGCUCUGUGCUGUGGUAUUGCUCUCUGGUACUGCUCUCUGGUACUGCUCUGUCAUGUUGUCACUCUGGGAAUUUCCUGGUUUGCUAAAGCCCAGGAAUGAACUUUAAACUGUGUUCCAAGGCAGAAGUUAACCCUUUACAGCAGUCAAAUAAAUAAUUGAUUGUCUUUCCAAACAUUGCCUGUGUCCUGGAGAAAACAACAUCUUGGCAAAUUCAAGUUUAUGUUAUCAGUCUUUCAAAGAUGAUGAAUAAUCGGUUUGAGAGUAUAACCUUUAAAUGUGCAUAUUUGUAAAAAAAGAAAUAUCUAUAUAAAAAAAAGUGCUCCAACUAUUUUGCAAUCCACUGUUGUGUGCCAGACUACUUUCUAUUUGAAGAGAAUGUGCUGCAAUAACAAAUAAGGGAGGAGUGUCUCAACUUGGGGUUUAUAAAAAGGUACAUCUAGCUCACUGCAGAAAGUGUAUUAGGUAUCCACAACAACAUCCUUGGGAAAAGGAUCCUGCCAUGUUCUCCAUCAGAACCGCAUUCAUCCUGCCAGCUCUUCUGGCCCUUUUGCUUGUAAAUGUGGAAUCCUCUUUCAGUGGUGGUGGUGGAGGAUCCUACAAUUAUGACAUAUCUAAAAUGUCUGACCUGAAGAAGCUGUACAACUCCAAGGUGUAUGAAGCAGACAGAAUGAGGAGACCCCUUGAAGGCAUGUCCUUUCAGGUGGGGGUUCUCAGCCACUCGGGAGUCAAAGUGACAUUGGCUGAUGGCUCCCAGUGGCUUGUCCAUAAAGGGGAUGGAUUUGGCA